GACAAAAAGACGGGAGAAGGUGUGCACAUUAAAGAUGCAUGGGGACCAGUGUGUUGAGUUUAAAGUUCUCCACGCUUUAUGCAGGCCUACUAAAAUAUUCAUGGCCUACACUGCGUGUGCAGGCUGCGGCACUUCGACUUAAUCUCCUUCCACUGAGAAAGAGGGUGCAGGGGCUCACAGCAAAGCAAGCACCGGCUCUUCUGAUUAAGGAUGUUCGAGUCGUCUAACACUGAACCAAAAUGUGUGAAGAUCCGCUACGACUUUGUGGCACGCAAUUCCAACGAGCUGACUGUGCAAAAGGGUGAGGUGCUAGAGGUACUGAACAGUGAAAAGCAGUGGUGGUUGGUGAGGAACCGCAGCACUCAUACGGGGUAUGUGCCCUGCAAUGUGCUGGAGGAGUUGAAAGCAGGAGAGACACAAUACAACCGUGCUGAGUUCUUCAACAGCCAGGCUGUGAAUCCUUACAAAGCUACUUCUCCACCUGCCUUGAUAAAUCACACUGAGAAUGUGGAGAUGAAUAAAUCCUCGCGGGACAAAGACAACCGAACUCAGCAGAAGGAGGUGAACGAUGAGCUCUUGAAGAGGAUUACGGACAGCAAAGCCCAACCUCCUGCUCGCAACUUCCGGGUGGAACACCCCAUCAGAACAUUGCCCAUCACUUAUGAUUCUCAGCCAUUCGAGAUUUGCGGGUGGCUCAAUGCCAAGGGCUUCUCCAGGCCGGUAGUGGACAGCCUGGGCAUUCUGACAGGAGCUCAGCUCUUCUCUCUGAGUAAGGAUGAACUAAAGGCAGUGUGUGGUGACGAGGGCUCUCGGGUCUACAGCCAGAUCAGUGUGCAGAAAGCGCAGAUAGAGAUUUGCUUUGUAAACUCUCUUCAUUUCCAUUUUCUCAGAGGAGCUAUGGAAACUCUGAGCUAGAGGAAAUCAUGAAGCGCCGGCAGCGGGAGGUGGAUGCUUUUACUUGGAACUGAUUGCGCUCAAACUGCCUGUCAGUCACAGCACAUUUCCAUCCGGUUCCUUCAGCUCAUCUAACCUACUCCACAGAUUUAGCAGAGUUGGAAAGAAGAACACAGACACUGUCAAUUGUUUGUCUAAACUAAUUCACACCAAACUAAACUGGGCAACAAAAAACAAAUUCCAAUGUUAUUUAUGCUACUAAUUUAGUAUUUAUUCCUAUUCAUUUGCCUGUAUAUUUAUGUAUAUAUGUAUGUAUAUACAUAUAUAUGUAUAUAUGCAUGUGUAUAUAUACAUACACACAUUAUAUACACAUAUAUAUAAUUAUAU
Messenger RNA from Ictalurus punctatus (channel catfish), 1281 nucleotides. It is a transcript of the gene eps8b, whose product is annotated as epidermal growth factor receptor pathway substrate 8b. The coding region runs from base 211 to 915 and encodes 234 amino acids. NCBI's taxonomy places the organism in Eukaryota, Metazoa, Chordata, Actinopteri, Siluriformes, Ictaluridae. The transcript has 7 exons. Gene Ontology annotation, molecular function: actin binding. Gene Ontology annotation, biological process: positive regulation of ruffle assembly; regulation of Rho protein signal transduction; Rho protein signal transduction. Gene Ontology annotation, cellular component: vesicle; plasma membrane; ruffle membrane. The record is from RefSeq and is a predicted model, not a curated record.